This is a messenger RNA of Arachis ipaensis, 1320 nucleotides long. RefSeq lists its product as uncharacterized. Lineage: Eukaryota; Viridiplantae; Streptophyta; Magnoliopsida; Fabales; Fabaceae. The record is from RefSeq and is a predicted model, not a curated record.
GAUAAAUCAGGCAUAGAAUUUCCUUUCCUAUAAAAGUACACAUACCACAGAAACACAAAGCAACACAACCAGUUUCACUAGCUCAUCAAAAACAUGGAGUCACAUAACAAAAACAAAAGACUCAAUCAUGGAUCACACACACCACCCAAGCUCUCCCUUGUGGCCACUUCACGGACAACUAUGCCCCCAGAUGCUCCGACGCCGCCGCCACGGACGGUGCCAGUCUCAGUUCCGUUUCAGUGGGAGGAAGCACCGGGGAAGCCCAGACCGUGCCACGCACGAUCUGAGUCAAACAACAAAGGUAGUGACGUGGCACGAGCCUUGGAGCUUCCUCCGAGGUUGUCAACAACCAACACAAAUACAAAGGUUUCCAAGACCAUGAGCAUGCCUUCCCCAACAACGGUCUUGGAUGGGCCUUAUGUUAUGCGUGCCACGUCUUUUACGACGCCGUUUAGGAAUCAAAAGGAAAGUUGGAAUGCCAAUUUUGUGUCUAGCAGGUGGAGCGGCAAUAACAAGAAUAACGGUGUGGAGAGUGAGGGUACUUUUGACUUUUCAAGUUGGACUGAAGAUGAAAAUGGUACGGUCAAGAUCACAAGGAUUAGGAGAAAGGGGAGCUUCUCUCAGGCAAAAUCGCAGUUAUGGAGUAGCAUUUACCAAAGCGUUAAGCAAGUAGUCCCAUGGAGACGCAGGCAUGAAAGGCAAAGAAAAUCAGACAACAAAAUUUGAGAUUGUUUGAUUAACCAAUCGAAAUUCGAACGUCAGAGUGGUGUGUGAUGUGUAUCAUGAGUUCGGAGAUAUGCAAAGAGAUAAAGUAAAGAAGGAAUUAUUAUCCUAUCAACUUGGAAAAAUUAUAAUAAAGGAUAUUUAUCCGAACGUAAUUCCUUUUUUCUUUUAUGACUUUAUAUAUUGAUAGAUGUACCACCACUUCUAUUAUGUACAGGAAGAUCAACAAACUUAUAUAUGGCUCUAUUGAAAUAAUAAUAUAUUAAAUUUGGUAUCUGUUGGUUAAAAAUAAUUAAUUUCCAAGAAGAAAGUUACUUGAAGAUUAGUGAGUGAGUUUUCGUAAGGAAGUUGAUAUUGAAGAAGCUCUUGUGUUUAAGGUUAUUGAGUAAGAGUUUGAUUAGUUUAACAAGUUAAGGAGCUCUUCGAAGAAGUGAAUCAAAGAUCUUGAGAUUCGAAGGUUGUUUUUUCAGCAGUUACAAGAUCAAGUAAAAGAGUGGGAACAGUUAUUCAUGCUCUUUACACACAUUGAAGUUACACUUCAAAUUGAUUGGUUAAGAAAUGGCUAUAAAUAAGAGAAGGCUCGAAAAUACAGGGGUU